Molecule: messenger RNA, 1894 nt
Organism: Lampris incognitus (smalleye Pacific opah)
Lineage: Eukaryota; Metazoa; Chordata; Actinopteri; Lampriformes; Lampridae
Gene: upp2
Product: uridine phosphorylase 2
Exons: 7
Coding region: 109-1041 (310 amino acids)
Biological process (GO): uridine catabolic process; nucleotide catabolic process
Cellular component (GO): cytoplasm; cytosol
Molecular function (GO): uridine phosphorylase activity
Source: RefSeq, a predicted model, not a curated record
AACACACAACGCUUAUUCUUUCUAACCGCAGAGGACGGAACAAGUGUUUGGAGCGCAACUUAUUUUUGACAGAUUUUCCUUUUGGUUCCUGAAACAUUUUUGCCGGUCAUGGCACCAAUUCUGCUGAACUGCAUGGGGAGCGACCACAUGAAGCAACACGUCCAGGUGAAAAACCCUUACUUGGAUGCCAUGGAAGAGGAUAUUCUCUACCACUUCAGCUUAAGUACCAAGACCCACAACCUUCCAGAAAUGUUUGGCGAUAUCAAGUUUGUGUGUGUAGGUGGAAGUGCGAAUCGAAUGAAGGCCUUUGCCCAGUUCAUCCAUCAGGAGCUGAGUCUGCCUGGAAGCUGUGAUGAACUCACGGAUAUCUGUGAGGGGACUGACCGCUACUGCAUGUAUAAAGUGGGACCAGUGCUCUCCAUCAGUCAUGGCAUGGGUGUCCCUUCCAUCUCCAUCAUGCUGCAUGAGCUCAUCAAGCUGCUGCACCAUGCCCACUGCCGUGAUGUGGUCCUCUUUCGCCUGGGAACAUCCGGCGGAGUCGGUCUGAAUCCGGGGACAGUGGUGAUCACUGAGAAGGCAGUGGACUACUCCUUCCGCCCCCAGUUUGAGCAGGUUGUUCUGGGUAAAGUUAUCACCCGGAGCACCGAGUUGGACGAGGGACUGGCCAGCGAGCUCCUGCAAUGCUCCUCCGAACUCCAGGACAUACCAACAGUUAUUGGAAACACCCUGUGCACCCACGACUUCUAUGAAGGUCAAGGCCGACUAGACGGCGCUCUGUGCUCCUUCUCUCUUGAAGAGAAACAAGAGUACCUGAGGAAAGCCUACGAGGCCGGGGUGAAGAAUAUCGAAAUGGAGUCCACCGUCUUUGCUGCCAUGUCCCGUGUCUGUGGCGUCAAAGCGGCCGUGGUCUGCGUGACGCUGUUGAACCGCUUUGAGGGUGACCAGAUCACCACGCCUCAUGACGUGCUGGUAGAGUAUCAAAAGAGACCUCAGCUGCUGGUGUCACACUUUAUCAAGAAACGCCUGGGACACAUCGUCUGAGACUCCCUCUCCCAUGGCCCGUAACCCAGACAUAGGCUGCCACACACAGGCGUAGGCUUCCACACACAGAUGUAGGCCUCUACACACAGGCAUAGGCCUCCACACACAGAUGUAGGCCUCUACACACAGGCGUAGGCCUCCACACACAGAUGUAGGCCUCUACACACAGGCGUAGGCAUCCACACACAGGCGUAGGCCUCCACACACAGAUGUAGGCCUCUACACACAGGCGUAGGCCUCCACACACAGGCGUAGGCCUCCACACACAGAGUGUAAAUAGCGAUGGCGUCAGCUGAUUUGUAGAUAUGUAUAUACUCGACGUGUUGAUAUGUGUAUUAGACACUUAUUUAUAGAGUUACUUUAUGGUCACGUAAGGAUUUGUGAUUUCUUUGAUGAUCAUGUAUUUCACACGUGUUAGUAUGCAUGCCAGCGGUGGCUAACCGUGUGCCACGGAGACCGUGUGUCUGCAGGUUCUCAUUGCAGCCGGACUCCACAGCAGCUGAUUUCACUGAUUAGCAACACUUCAGCCAAAAAGGAAGAAAGUAUCAGUGACGUCACCUGGUGUGGAGUCCGGCUGCAAUGAGAACCUGCAGACACACGGUCUCCGUGGCACACUGUUAGACACCGCUGAUGUAUGGUGUCAUGACAAAGUUAUGUAAUCGUCAAAAUAAAAGAAGCCUUCUAAUAAGUGACUUUGACCUCUGAACUUCUCUUGAAAAACAUGGUUUAUUGUAUUCUAGUUGUCAGACUAUGUUUUAAUAUGGCCUGUCUCUGGUCCUGGUUCUAGUUGUCAGACUAUGUUUUAAUAUGGCCUGUCUCUGGUCCUGGUUCUAGGUGUCAGACUAUGUUUUAA